GCUUCCUUCUAGGUAUCCAUUCAUCCCUCCACAUCCUUCAAUCUCUCUAUAUAUAUACCUCAGCCCAUCUCUCCUUGCCAUCGACGACCGUAGCGCCACCAUCUUGUGGCCUUCGACCAGCUCCCGCGACCUAAAGAAGCAGCUGCUGUAGGCCUACGCCAGCUUUCGUGUACUCGAACUUUGCCUCAGCGGGUUGGUGGUUGGUCCGCCAAGCUACACAAACCGAGCUCUUCAUCCGCGUUGCUUCUCGCCGCCCACCCCCAGGAUCCCUCUCGCACGGCAAUUGACUAUCUUUCUAUAAUCAGUAGUGUUUGGCGGGAAUAGAAAGAGUUGCUACAUUUGGUGGGAAAUACAAGUCAUUAGGGGUUUAAUGAGGAAGAUGCAUUGAGCUUUUCCAGAAAUCUACAGUCGCUUGCUCGCAUUGGGUGGCAGGUUUUAGCAUUUGCGACAGCGCAUCGCAAGAGUCAUCGAAUCUCAGUGCUUCAUAUCUGUUCUGGUGAAGACAUUGCAUGGUUGGCAUCCUGCCUCCUACCUCCUGUGACAUCUUUCGAUUCUAAACAGUUCAGCACAAGUUUCCUUUCCACCAAGGGGCGACGUGGUCGUAAGCCGCACAACGAGGCCAGCGCUCUAAACUAAUAAUCUCUUUUACUCUUGACUUGCGUGCUCGCAAUAAUACAACCAUGUCUUCCUACUCUGAGUCUGAGGCUGUUGCUAAGGACUUCCGCGAGGCUCUGGAGGAUAUACAGACUAUUGGACGUCCUGAGAUAUCUAACCUUACAAUUAUUGCGCGCGAGAACAUCGAACACGCGCUCGCCAUCUCUGGCGCACUAGUCGACCACAUCAAAAAGGCCGCGCCACACAAGAAGCUCCCUCCGCUCUAUGUACUCGAUUCAAUAGCAAAAAAUGUCGGUACUCCCUACACGCUGUUCUUCAGUCGAAAGCUGUACCAAACCUAUAUGGACGCAUAUGCGAUGGUCGAUAUGGCUACUCGGAGAAAGUUAGAAGAGAUGCUUAAGACAUGGAAGGAACCGGUUCCUGGUUCUAUUGAUACCAGGCCUGUCUUCGCUCCUGAUGUUGUUCGUCCUAUCGAAAAUGCGCUCAUUAAGGUUAGGACAACGGCGCUGCAACAAGAUCAGGAGAGGAUGAGGAGUCAACAGCAGCUUUACGGUCGGGGUAGGCCGGCGCAAGGAGUGCCUUAUCGGGAGACAGCUACUCCGCCAGGUGUUCGCCCCCCUUCUCAAACUCAUCCAUACCAUGCUCAACAACCUCCGAUGCAACAUGGUAACGGGCUUUACAGUCAACCGGCCCAGCCGCCAGCGGUCAGCUACCCAUCACAACCCUCUAGUUUAAUUUCUACGUCGAGGUCUACACCACAACCUCCUUCUAGUGCAUUCCCGCCUCCUCAUCUGGGAGGCUAUGGCUUGACGCAACGUGGAAUAAGCAUAGAUGCAUUAAAUGAUGAUAUUAAGAGACUAACCAAGGCCUUCCAGGCCCAGCUCGCCCAAAGUCCCCAUGAUCUUAUUAUACAGACUAAGCUGAAGGCGUUGGUGGACUUGCAAACUAUUUUACAGACACAGAAUCUGCCGCAGGAGCAGUUAGUGCUUGUUAAGAAUCAAAUUGCUGAUCUCGCUGUGAACAUAAGGGCACCUCCAGCCCAAACCUCUACACCUGUAUCACUACCAAAUCCCGUAGCAGUAGUUCCUCCGCCGGCGCCGGCGGCGGUACCCAAGGUAUCCCUAGAUUCCUUGUUUGGUUCGGGUGCUCUAGCUGCCAUAAUGGCUCGGAAUUCUGCCACACCACAAGUCCCUACACCCCAACCACCACCCGCUGCACCUGUCCCUAUCCGAUCACCGCCUCCUCAGAGGGUUGAGUCUCAGAAAGUUGCAUCUGCACCGGCUGAUCCUAUGGCACUUAUGAAUAUGUUGAGACAGGCGGGCAUGCUUCCACCAGCUACACCUGCAACUAGUACAACCCCGGUGCCAAGCACGACCCCUUCAGCGACUCUACCGUUCCCCUUACCUCUUCCACAAAUGGUCAAAAACACUCAAAUUCCCUUACCUGGAACAAUCGAAAGUCUUACAAGUGACAUAUUGCUAAAAGCAUCGUCUCUAAAGCAAUUUCGCCCACAAUUGCUCCCACUCCUUUUUGAAGCUCAAGGCCCCCAAUGCACGCAGUGCGGGCGACGGUUCCCGACGACGGAGGAAGGCAAAAAGAGGAAAACGGCGCACAUGGAUUGGCAUUUCCGUGUAAAUCAGCGAAGCAACGAGACUGAGAAACGGGGGUUACACCGUAGUUGGCUCGUCGAUGAAAUGGAUUGGAUAAACACGCGCGAGACAAUUGAUAAGGACCACGUCGUCCAAACCGGCGAUACAGAUCCGACCUCGGGCAGCGCAGUUGCAAAGGCUCCCAAAACGCAAUACAUCCCAGUCCCCGAUGAUCCCGUGCUUGCAGCCAGUGUCUGUCCAAUCUGCCAGGACAAAUUUGAGACUAGGUGGCUGGAUGAUGCACAGGAAUUUGUAUGGGCCGAUGCAAUCAAGGUUGGCGAUCGCGUUUACCAUGCUAGCUGUCAUCAGGAGGCAUUCAAAGACGGCGGCGGGCCGCCGCCCCUGUAUAGCGCGCCGAUGCAUGCUCGUAGUACACCCGAGCCAGUACUAGGAAAACGCAAAGCUGAGGAUGAACUUGUCUCUCUACGGGGCAAGCUGAAGGCGGAAGCCGUAUGACCACUUGGCACUCACCAUAAUAAGCGAACUGUGAUCGGGAACGGCGUAGGACCGUGUUCCUAAGCUCCGGAAUACAUAGGAUGGCACGUUGUUCUGGUGCCACGUCAUGGGAGUCGGGCAACUAGUCGACCAAUCGAUUCACGGCGAUGAGAAGUCGGGGCAUUUGCAUCAUCUGGCGUUAGAGCAUUCCUGUGCCUUUAGAGAAAGGAUAUAAACCUCCAUUGGAUCGGUGCUGCGGGCAAGGGAUAGGAAAGAGCGUUUGAGGUUCAAGAUCACCGCGUCGGGAGAAAAUUCCCGAGGAGAACCAUACUAUCUCCGCAAGCAGCAGAGUACAUUUGGUGGACUCGAUUAACAAAUAAAAUUUAAUGAAACAUAGCGACAUAGCUUGUUGAUUGUCUAAGAAGGCCUGACGUUCAGGUUACUGCAUAC
This is a messenger RNA of Xylaria bambusicola, 3149 nucleotides long. RefSeq lists its product as uncharacterized. Lineage: Eukaryota; Fungi; Ascomycota; Sordariomycetes; Xylariales; Xylariaceae. The transcript is spliced from 6 exons. The record is from RefSeq and is a predicted model, not a curated record. Gene Ontology annotation, biological process: termination of RNA polymerase II transcription. The coding region runs from base 681 to 2720 and encodes 679 amino acids. Gene Ontology annotation, molecular function: RNA polymerase II complex binding; mRNA binding. Gene Ontology annotation, cellular component: mRNA cleavage factor complex; cytoplasm.